Molecule: messenger RNA, 1093 nt
Organism: Gambusia affinis (western mosquitofish)
Lineage: Eukaryota; Metazoa; Chordata; Actinopteri; Cyprinodontiformes; Poeciliidae
Product: zf-DHHC domain-containing protein
Exons: 9
Coding region: 33-965 (310 amino acids)
Molecular function (GO): palmitoyltransferase activity
Source: RefSeq, a predicted model, not a curated record
ACGUCCAGAAGGGGGCGGAGCCCGGCGGAAAGAUGGCGUUUUUACGCUGUAGAAGAGAUCCCUGUGGUGUUAUUUGCCUGGUUUUAACUUAUUUCAGCGUGUUCUACGCGGACUAUGUGGUCAUACAGUAUGUUCUCAUCCCUGCCUAUGCUGAAAGCGUUUGGGGAAUGCUGCAUGGAUCCUUGUUCAACCUGAUCCUGCUGCUGCUGCUGGCCUGCCACUCUAAAGCCGUCUUCUCAGAUCCUGGCAUGGUGCCGCUCCCGGACACGGCCUUGGACUUCUCAGACCUGCGAUCUCAAUCGUCUCGGAUGAGCGAGCGGGGCUGUGAGGGCUGGACGGUGUGCAGCCGCUGCGAGAACUACAGACCUCCCAGAGCGCACCACUGCAGGGUCUGCCAGAGGUGCAUCCGCCGCAUGGACCACCACUGUCCCUGGAUCAAUAAUUGUGUCGGGGAGUUGAACCAGAAAUAUUUCAUCCAGUUUCUCUUCUACACCGGCGUCGCCAGCCUGUACUCCAUGGUUCUGGUGGCAUGGGCCUGGGUGUGGCGGAUCCGGAACGAGAGGGAAGGCGACGCCGACAAGGAGGGAGAGGAGUCGCUGAGCAAACAUCUGAUAGUAGCUCAUUACCUCAUUCUGCUGGUGGAGUCGGUGCUGUUCGGGGUGUUUGUCAUGGUCAUCUUCUACGAUCAGCUGAUCUCCAUCAUCACUGAUGAGACUCCCAUAGAGCAGAUGAAGAACCGGCUGAUGAUCAGAGACCGCAGCUCCUCCACUUCCACCUCGCCGUCCUCCGCCUCUCCGCAGCAGCCGCCCCAUCACCUCCCGCACGCCACCCGCAAGCCCAAGCUGGCGCUGCUGAGAGAGGUCUUCGGUAGAGGUUCGGUUUUCUGCUGGCUGCUGCCGCUCCACUCCAGCCCGCCAUCGGCCGGAGGAAUCAUCUACUCCGCCCUGCCCGACUACGACGUCUGACCUCCGACCUCCGGCCUCUGAUCUGUGAGCGGAGGAACGGAUGUUUGUGUGUGAAGGAAUGACUUUGCUGCCUAAAAAUGAUGUCUGAUCUUUCAGCUGAGAGGUGAAAAUGAAGAAGGGAUGACUGA